GGAGCGGAUUAGCGCAGUGUUAGUGCCCGGUGUCCACAACGUAGGUCCAAACACAAGAGUGACUGAAGGAGACUUUCAGAGGACAGACAUCCUUUUCACCUGUUUACCCUCUCCGGUCGGCGUCUCAGCAUCUCUCUGAACUCUUUUUUCCAACCUCUACCCUGCAAGAAUGUCUCAGUCCGACACGGAGACACCAGAAGACGGGCUUUACGGUUCCUGGGUUGAGUUGGAAGAGCUGAUUGCAGCUGUGAGCCGAAGAGAGAGUCUCACAGGACCUCAGGACAGUAUCUCCUCUGCCCUGCAGGGGGAGCUAGAGAGAAUCCUCCUUGAGGCACAGCUAGAGUGUGAGAGGAGUAGAGACAGUCCUCCACAGGUGACAACGCCACAGUCCACUGGAUCUCCAAGACCCACCAGUGAGCAAGACAGUGACUGUGUCCCAAUACAGGAGGAAGCUGAGCGACGGGUGGACACAGACUGGGUGUGGGAUUGGUCCAGUAGACCUGAAAAUAUGCCACCAAAAGAGUUUGUGUUUCAGCACCCGAAACAGCCAAGCUCGCUCAGUGUUAGGAAGACAGAGGUGAUGAAAAGAGGAAUCUUCUCCUCCGACGUUCUCCUCAUUCUUGUUCCCUCCCUGCUGGCUUCACAUCUGCUCACACUUGGAGUCGGCAUCUACAUCGGAAAACGACUGGCCGCUUCAUCAGCUUAGCCCACUGUGACUUUGGCUGUAAGCUCAUAUUCCUGUUCAGUUACACUCUGGUCAAUAAGGUCACAGUCCGCCCUCUCUCCCGCAGUAAUUUGCCUCAUUCUUUCAUCACGGGGCAAACAUAAGACCUGCCUCUAUGUACCUCUGUCUAUCCAGCAGCACUCUCUCUUUUCUAUCAGCAUUUCUUUUUGUCUAUAUGUACAUGUGGUAGGGCCCAAGGAGCAGAAGGAUGAUGACCAAUUAGUCAGACUGCGGCCACUAUUACUCUUCAGCAGAGUAACACUAAUCUCAGCCAGGUAGAGCAUAAUCAGAGGAAAGGGAUCACCAAGAUGCAAGAGGAAAGAGCAGGGGAACAAUGCAUCCUUUUGAUAAGGGGAGAUUAAAAUGGUUUGAUGGGAACAGUGUUUUGAGGAAAUGAGGUAGAUCAUUUGUGCUAGCAAUUCUCCCAAUUUUUGAUAAAGCAAGAUGUCUGUCAUUUGUCAAAAGUAAUGCCCCGUUGUAUGCCUGAGUGGCUUGAAAGGGGUUCCUGUUUUUUUUUUUUUUGUUCACCCUAGUCUUGAAUCUAAUGUAGAGACUUUUAGUUGGCUAAGCAAAUGUAGAAAUGGUUCUGAUAGUGCUUUUUGUUCCAGAAAGCAAUUAAAUAUAUUUGACCUCUGACAAAGAAAGUCAUGACCCCAUUAAACUUUACUCCUUCAAACAUUAA
Messenger RNA from Girardinichthys multiradiatus, 1406 nucleotides. RefSeq lists its product as uncharacterized. The record is from RefSeq and is a predicted model, not a curated record. Lineage: Eukaryota; Metazoa; Chordata; Actinopteri; Cyprinodontiformes; Goodeidae. Gene Ontology annotation, cellular component: nucleus; mitochondrial envelope; mitochondrial outer membrane. The transcript is spliced from 6 exons. Gene Ontology annotation, biological process: mitochondrial outer membrane permeabilization; positive regulation of apoptotic process. Bases 170 to 706 code for a protein of 178 amino acids.